AUAGAUAGAAAAAAAAUGAAACUUCUAUAAUAUAUUAAAUGUUUAAUCAAAUUGCCUGUUAUGAACUGUUUCCUGUACCUCGCACAGAAAUGGCGCAAUCUGUCACAUGGUUCUUCUGGAGUCCCAUAUGAGAAUGUAUCACUGUUCUCACAGAUCCCUGCACUGCAUCUGAAGAUCACUCAGCCAGGAAUACAUUAAAUGAUAGUGCAACAAUAUAACAAUAUUGCCAUUGCCUAAGUAUGUGAGCUUUAAAAAGCAGACGUGUGUGGGAGAUCGAACAGUCCCAUCGUGUCAGUUCUCGCGCUUCAUCGCUUAAAAGUUUUCCUGGACCCGGAGUCUACUGUCAUUUGUUUUCUUGUUGUUGGGAAACAUGUUCGCAACACCGGCGUUUCUUUUUCGUUAAGACAUGCGUACUGACCUGAUGAAAGGCUUAAGCGCGCUUUAAAUGUAAGCGCGCGUAAUAUGACCGGAGUCUGUGGACGGGCUCGCGCUUUUCUCGGCGCACUGGAGUAGCACUACACUGUCUUAACGCGAGCAAAACAUCUGUCGAUGAUUGAGAGACGGCUGCUGAAUGCUGAGAGUGAAAGAGUAAAGCCCGGAGCACAGAGAAUAACCCUCGGCUAGGGUAAAGCACCACAGCGCCCGUCCUGGAGAGGACGGGGGACUCUGGAGGGUGAUAGUGACCGUGGACUGGACAUCACUGUGAACCUUCACCUGGGACAGAAAGAGAGAGAGAGAGAGUAAUGGUCUCCGUGAUGGCAUCAAAGUGGCUUAUAUGUUUCUGCCUACUUUGGCUCUGCGUGACAAGGUGUCUUGCUGCUGAUGCUGAGGAGAGGCUGGUAGAUUUUCUGCUCGGUCCUGAGCGUUACAAUAAACUUAUCCGUCCUGCGGUCAAUAAGAGUCAGCAGGUCACUAUUGGCAUCAAAGUCUCUCUUGCACAGCUCAUUAGUGUGAACGAGAGGGAACAAAUCAUGACGACGAAUGUGUGGCUGACUCAGGAGUGGACUGACUACAGACUGGUGUGGGACCCGAAUGAGUAUGAGGGCAUCAAAAAACUACGAAUACCAUCACAGCACAUCUGGCUUCCUGAUAUAGUACUCUAUAACAAUGCUGAUGGUGUAUAUGAAGUAUCAUUUUACUGCAAUGCCGUUGUCUCCAACACUGGGGAUAUUUUCUGGCUCCCUCCUGCCAUCUACAAGAGCGCCUGUGCUAUAGAAGUCCGUAACUUCCCUUUCGAUCAACAGAACUGCACGCUUAAAUUUCGUUCUUGGACCUAUGACCGCACAGAACUCGAUCUUGUCUUGACGUCUGAUUUUGCCAGUCGUGAUGACUACACACCCAGCGGCGAAUGGGAUAUUGUGUCGCUCCCUGGCAGAAAAAACGAAGACCCCAAUGACCUCAAAUAUCUGGAUAUCACAUACGACUUUGUGAUUAAACGCAAACCUCUCUUCUACACGAUUAACCUCAUCAUUCCAUGCGUCCUCAUCACUUCUCUCGCAAUUCUGGUUUUCUACCUCCCUUCAGACUGUGGAGAGAAGAUAACACUCUGUAUGUCGGUUCUUCUGGCUCUUACUGUGUUUCUGCUGCUGAUAUCGAAGAUCGUUCCACCAACAUCAUUGGCUGUUCCAUUAAUAGGGAAGUAUCUGAUGUUUACGAUGGUGCUGGUCACAUUUUCUAUUGUGACGAGCGUGUGUGUGCUCAACGUGCACCACCGUUCUCCAUCAACACACCACAUGCCCGAGUGGGUCAAGCGUGUGUUUCUUCAUAAGCUUCCUGCUUUCCUUCUGAUGCGACGGCCUGGAAAGUCUAAUGUACGGGAAAGGUUUCGACGGAAACAUCAACGGAAAUCAUUCUCAUCUCAUCUGGAUGGAGACUCAUUCUUCUUAAGUGAUGACCCUGGGCAUGUGUGCGGGGCCUGGAGGGUCGGCGACCUCCCUGAGGGGUCGGAGUUCAGGCAGAGAGUGAAAGUCAGGCACGACCAAGAUGUGGAUGAGGCCAUAGAGGGUGUGAGGUUCAUUGCAGAACAUAUGAAGUUUGAGGAUGAUGAUGAAGGGAUCAUUGAGGACUGGAAGUAUGUAGCCAUGGUGAUCGACCGGCUCUUCCUCUGGAUUUUUAUCCUGGUGUGUGUCGUCGGCACACUCGGACUCUUUGUUCAGCCUCUCUUUCAGAGCUACAACAUCCCCGUGGCAGAGGAAGAAUAUGGGGAUUUCUAAAAUAUCUGCUGUGUGAUCCUGUGACUUUGGGGCGUACCAGCUUUGACAUAUCACAAACACAUAUCCACAUUAAUGUUCAGCAGAACAGAACCAUUGUGGGGCGAAUUCACUAAACCGUUGCAUUAGCGUAUGGUGUUUCAGCGCAAACUUAUGAAUUUUAUACACAAACCACCCGCAAUACAGUUUAAGCAGCAUUGUGCAUUUGUAUUAAUUCUUUUUGUUUUUUGCAAACUGCCUUUCUAUGCAAAUUAGGCUUCUUAUAGCAUGUGUAUUCAAAAAGUGAGUGUUGUGUGUCUGGUACAAUUAACGUUGCGCUAUUAUUGCCCACAGAAAGCUGGCUGUAAACACUAUGUAUGUAAAACAGAUAUUUGUUUACAUUUUCUACUGCUCAUGGUAGCAGUAAAUUAUCAAAUGAUGAUUAACUGGAGUAGAGUGUUAUAAUCAGCCGUAAAAUAAGCCAUUACUCAAUUUGCAUAAUUCCUUUAGAUGCAGAUAAACACAUCUGCUGGUUCUGAUCCUUCAUAGUGAAUUCCUUCUGUGUGUCACAUGACAAACAGUCUCAAAGCUAUAAACCAAUGAUCCUGUUUCUUUAAUUAAAGUUGCUGUAUUUAAUUUUUUGACUGUAGUAAAGCAUACAAAUACCUUAAAAGAUUUUCAGAUAUUUAGGAAACAUGCUUAACAUACUUGUUUCUCUGAAAAGCAAUGCUACAGUUGUCAGUUGCGUUUGUUCCUGUUGCAUGUUCUCAAUCUGAGCGUCGAGUCUGAGGAGGAGGGACCGGAGAAACAAUAUUUUGAAUUUGGACUGAAGUACUUAUUUGAACUACUAGCUCAAAAUUACAUACUGCACCUUUAAGAGUUUCUCAUUUGAACAAUAAUAGCGUUAUAUUAUAGCUGUCAGCUGUCAUCUUUGCAGCCAAAUUGUUGUAAAACUAUAAAAUUUAUAUGGUUUAUGUAGUGUUCACUUUUAUAUUUUUUCAAGAAGGUUUACAGGGUUUCAAGAGCAGGAUGAUUAUCAGAGACCUUGAUGCAAGGACUAAUUUUCUAAGACGUUUUUUCUCCUUCUUGCUUGACCUCACACAAAUGCAUUGACACAAACUGUAGUUCACUCAGUAUUAUUUGAUAUGAACGUUUGAUUAAUGGCUGUAGGUGGUUUUCCGGAACUGAAUCACAUUUUAAUUGCCUUAAAAAUACAGUUUCAUGCUGUGAUUGACCACUUCACCAUCACAAAAGUAUGAUCAAUAGACUUUUCAAAAUAAGCAUUGUAAUUAUAAAAAUAAUGCAAUAAA
Molecule: messenger RNA, 3499 nt
Organism: Cyprinus carpio (common carp)
Lineage: Eukaryota; Metazoa; Chordata; Actinopteri; Cypriniformes; Cyprinidae
Gene: chrnb5a
Product: neuronal acetylcholine receptor subunit beta-2
Exons: 7
Coding region: 744-2213 (489 amino acids)
Biological process (GO): signal transduction; regulation of membrane potential; monoatomic ion transmembrane transport
Cellular component (GO): synapse; neuron projection; postsynaptic membrane
Molecular function (GO): acetylcholine-gated monoatomic cation-selective channel activity; transmembrane signaling receptor activity
Source: RefSeq, a predicted model, not a curated record